Molecule: messenger RNA, 1637 nt
Organism: Bolinopsis microptera
Lineage: Eukaryota; Metazoa; Ctenophora; Tentaculata; Lobata; Bolinopsidae
Product: fatty acid hydroxylase domain-containing protein 2-like
Exons: 6
Coding region: 24-1001 (325 amino acids)
Biological process (GO): sterol biosynthetic process
Cellular component (GO): endoplasmic reticulum membrane
Molecular function (GO): C-4 methylsterol oxidase activity; iron ion binding
Source: RefSeq, a predicted model, not a curated record
AGUAUUUUUAGUAUUAAAAGGAAAUGGAGUAUUGCCGCAUAAAGCUGAUAUGGGACACCAACGUAGCUGGGAUACUGAUCCUGCUCUGCUCUGCUCUGUUUCAAGUGUGGCUCUCAUUCUGUGACAAAACCAGUGUGACAUGGCAGAUGAUGGACUCAUUGAAAGACGCUGCUGAGCAGAUCUGGAGAAUGAUAUGGAAGGAUUUGUUUAAUGAGAACAGCUUCCUGAUCCAAACUGUGGGGACUACCAUUUGGGGAGUGCUAUGUUGGCUGUCACUUAAUUAUUUCUUUUUGGUAGUUGACUAUACUGGCCGUCCACAGUGGCUGUACAAGUAUAAGAUUCAAGAGGAAAAGAACAAUCCUGCAGACAGGGAGAAAGUUCUGGAUACAUUUAAAACGGCACUGUACAACAUUUCAGUUCUAAACUUUUUGUUUAUAACUGUAAUGUAUUACCCGAACACGAGAUGGUUGGGCUCACUGCGCUCCACUGGUCUGUUACCAACAUUUGGGGAACUUGUUCUCCAGAUCUGGGCAUUUAAGAUCAUCGAGGAGUUGGGCAAUUACUACGGACAUAGGAUACUACACAUGCCUCGGUUCUACAAAUACCAUAAGAAGCAUCACGAAUGGACGGCCCCCAUGAGCAUCGUAUCGUCUCACACUGGAACUGUUGAGCAUAUCCUUGGAAGCAUCCUCCCAGCAGCAGCAGGUCCUUACAUCUUCAGGUCUCAUCUCUUUGUGGUAUGGAUUUGGUCACUCUUGGUACUGUUUAACACAACUGUAGAGCACAGCGGAUAUCACCUUCCUUUCCUCUACAGUGCUGAGGGACACGACUAUCAUCACAAAACGUUAACAUCUUGGUACGGUACAAUGGCAUUUCUGGACGUUCUACAUGGUACAGAUAAACCCUUCAGUGGCACAGUUGAUGGGAAGAGACACUUUAUAUCCUGUACCCUGACACCGGUGAAGAAAACUGUUCGUGAGAAUAGUCGCAGGGUGGAAUGAUGGCAAGGAAAGAAAAUCGCGAAAAUGAAAGGUGGUUCAUAACCGAGUGUCAUGGUUUGAAAGUUUUGUAAAAUCUGAUCAAGUUUUGUUUGUUGUAAUUACAUUUGGUCAAGUCUUAUUGAAGAUUGAUUUUGUGCUUGAUAACAUGCUAGCAAUUGGUGAGAGAAAUCUUGCAGCUUCACGUAAUGAUAAAUAUUGGUGUACAUCAAAUCAAUUUUUGUACCUUUAAAAUUUUAAUUAUUGAAAUAAUGGUUUUGCAAUUCGUUUCUUUAAGGCGUUUUAUGCACAGAACUUAAAUGGUUAGGCACAGCUUAAACCUGACCUUUGAAAGGGCUUUAUGUUCUUAAUCUUAAUCUUAACUGUCAUCAAGAUGUAAAUCAGAUCGAACGAGAAAUUAGAUCGAACCAGUUCGAUCUAGGAAUUAGAUCGAACGCUGGCGCGAGAUACAUAUACAAAUACAUUGAAAGCCGCGCCGCGCGUUCGAUCUAAUUCCUAGAUCGAACUGGUUCGAUCUAAUUUCUCGUUCGAUCUGAUUUACAUCUUGGUGACAGUAAUUGUAAACGUAUAGAUAUUGUGUAAUUUUGUUGUUGAUUUAAUUUUAUUACUAUCUAUUGCAUGUUCAUGUUUGAAAAAGCC